Messenger RNA from Malania oleifera, 779 nucleotides. Its product is annotated as NADH dehydrogenase [ubiquinone] 1 beta subcomplex subunit 9. Gene Ontology annotation, biological process: mitochondrial electron transport, NADH to ubiquinone. The record is from RefSeq and is a predicted model, not a curated record. The transcript has 6 exons. Lineage: Eukaryota; Viridiplantae; Streptophyta; Magnoliopsida; Santalales; Ximeniaceae. Bases 111 to 458 code for a protein of 115 amino acids.
AACUGGAGGCAUACACCCCGGUCUCAGGUGGCACCGUGGCAGACGACCUUUUGAGAAUCAGGCGAGGGGGAGAGAGAGAGGGAGAGUGAGGGAGAGAGAGAGAGAGAGAGAUGAGUGCAUUAGCGUCGUACCUGUCGAGGAGAGCAGCGCAGAAGGAGAGAGUGAGGCUGCUGUACAGAAGGGCUCUCAAAGAGACUCUCAAUUGGGCCGUUCAUCGUCAUCUCUUCUACCAAGACGCUUCGGACCUGCGCGAGAGGUUUGAUGCGAAAAAAAAUGUGGAUGAUCUCGAUACAAUUGAUAGAAUGAUAGCUGAUGGUGAAGCACAAUAUAAUAAGUGGCGGCACCCUGAUCCUUAUAUUGUUCCUUGGGCUCCAGGUGGUUCCAAGUUCACACGAAACCCGACACCACCUUCUGGGAUUGAGAUAGUAUAUGAUUAUGGUCGAGAAGAUAACGAUUAAAGCUAGCACCUUUCCAGUGGCACAAAAUAAAGAUUGAGAGAUGAUGUAUGAUGGCUGGUGAAGAAGAUGAUAGUCUGGUCUUCUUCUUCUUCUUUUUUAAAAAUUUUAUUAAAGUGAAAUGCCAACUGUAGCUUUAAACAAUUGAGAACCGAUCAGUAUCAGUUUGCUUCUCAAUUGCUUUGUAUCUUCUUUGUUGUAUUGAGAUGGGACGUUGGGUGAUGACAGAGAGUACCAACCGGUUGCUGGACUUCCAUGUAUCCUUUUUAAGUUGUGAACUUCAUUUUGGCCCAUAGGGGAAACCCCUUUCCUCAUUCUGAUGAA